AUGGAGAGAAAAUUGGUCGCCGACACAAAGGGGACACCUAUCAGUGUAGAACUUUGCAGAUAUAGAAUGUUUAAACGACGUAGUUUAUAUCCUUUGGGGAAUCCUCACGUGGAUUUCAGGGCAGGUUCAGCAAUUAGACUUCCUGGCCGGUACUGGACUCGGAGAGUCGUGGUCUAUCCGGGCUCUCCGGGCAGCGCCUUCCAGCCCGCACGGGUCUCGGGAGCGGAGUCGCGUGAACUUGAGCGCGUGCGGGCCAGCAGGCUGAGGAUGCAGGCGCUUCAAUCACUCAUUAUUGACGCAUUCCAUGGUAAAGGAUUUCAGAAAAUAAAAGAAUAUUUUCGACAGAGAGGGAGCCACAUUCCUCAAAAAUAUAAUCAUCUUGUAUUAUACCAUCUUGACAAAUCAAUAAAUAAGGAACUGGAUAAAAAAGAAUUUCGGUGUGUUUUACUGUUGCUGAAAUGUAUUCAGCGGUUCUUCAUUGAUGGCCUCACAGAAGAUGAGCCUUUGCUAAUUCAGCAGGGACUGAUCCCAAAGAUGUCUACCUGGUUUGAAAGAACAGUAGGAUUUCUGACUGUGGAAGAUCUAGCUUCGGACACAUCCUUGAUUGAUGUUACAGAAGACUUCUUUGACACAGCACUGAUUAUUUCCAGGAGGAGUAGUAAAGGUAAAAUUCAGAUGUUGGGUUCCUUCAUGUUUACCUUAGGAUUUCUGGUGACAGAAAAGACGGUAAAUCAUUUUAUUCAACAAGAGGCUCUGAAGACGCUGAACAGCAUUUUGCACGCUGUGCCUUGGGAAGAGAAGAAACAACUCCUCUUGUCAGAAGGCCCGUGUCAUCUUCUGAAAGAUUUUGCAAGGACAAUCUCGACUGUGGGUGAUUAUGGCCAGCAGGUUGCUCUUUCUGAAGCAUUGUGUAGACUGACAGCUAAAACAUUGAGGGACGGCCUUGUCCAUCAGUGGUUUGAAGAUGACGUCAUUGCGGAGGCUUUCAAAAAAAUUCAGGAUCGAGAAUUUGAGACGGACAGUAGACGGUUUCUCAAUGACCUAAACAACAGACUUGGUGACCAAAGAAGGGUCUAUUCAUUUCCAUGUAUUGCCGCUUUUGCUGAUGGGCAUGAGAUGAGAAAACCAGCCGAUGAAAAAUUAGAGAAAUUUUGGAUUGAUUUCAACCUAGGAAGUCAGAGUGUAACUUUUUAUAUAGCUAAUACUGAGAGUGCUCUGUGGGACUCAGUAAGGAUUUUGAAAGAAGCAGUGAUUAAUUUCAGCAUAAUAGAAACUGAAAAGAAGAAGAUGUUCAUCAUUUAUGUGAAGCCUAUUAAUAUCAGAAACAAAGAAGUGAGGAAAAUAGAAAUCCAUUUUGAUUUGCAAUUCAACAUAUCACAAGCUUCCAUUGAAGCUUUAGGAGAAGACAAACAGGUGAUGUCUGACCAGACAAAAAUCUCCUCAGAACUUCUUGAUGAGUUUGAAAAGGAAGACACUGAGAGUCCUGUCACCCACAAGAGAGAGCCAGCCCAGGCAGAAGAAUCCACCGAGCGGGCAGAGUUAACGGGUGCUGAAGUUGACCACCGCCUAAUAACUCUCCCCAUAAAUGACCAGUCUGAGCUCGCUCAAACAAAGAAAGCUGAUAGUUCACCUGAAAAAGUGAAACUGGAUGAUACACAACAAGAAGUCAUUUCAGAACAUGAGUAUUCUUCAGAUUUACAAGAACAGUCAGUAAAAGUUCUGGUUCCUAAGUUAAAAGACAAAUCCAGGAAAGAGCCUGCUUUCAAGGGUGACGGAAAGCAAGGAACAAGGAUGUCGAAGUUCAGUUACAGGAAACACCUCUUCUCAGAGAGUAGUCGAGAUUCAAGUUCUAGUACCACUGCACCAUCUUGGACCAAUAACCAAGACAGGAAAUUCUUAAAACCGUAUCCUGGUAGAAGAAAGACAAGGGCCAGAAGUAGCUUAAAAAUCUUGCCUCUUUCCCCUCCCAGACCUGGCAGCGACCGUGAGAAAGACCAAGUUAAACCUCUAACGCCAUUGUGGAAAGAUACUUCCAGGGACAAUGAUGCCAUGUCUCCAGAAAUUUCUGGAACAAAAUUUCAGGGUAGUUCUGCCCAUUUAACUCCUGAAGCUUCUGCCCAGAAAACAGAACUCCAGAGUCCCCACCCAGUGAGCAGUCUCUCUUCAUUGGAGCGCUCAGAAGUUGAAGAGAAUAUAUCUAAGACUGUGAACCAAGACUUAUUCAUGAAAAGGGCAAACCUCAAACGUAAACUGGAAAGCCUGGAAGACAGAGAUGACAGUUUUGCUAUGUGGAAACAGUCAAAAUUGGAAGAAGAUGAUGCUCCCGGAUCCCUUUCCUCAGUGACGGAAGACACAGACCUUGCAGAAGGCAUUUCUGGUCCAUCCCUGGCAGUUGUGCCAGAGAACUUGAGUAGUUCUGCUGUUAUCACCACCUUUGAGAACUUCACCAGAGAACUGAAAAGAAAAUAUGAGCCUAGGUACAGAAGGAGUGUACUUUAUUCAAAAUAUGCCAAGCCAUCACCGAAUUGCCUAAUAAAGCUUUUAAACCAGAUACAUCACUGCAGACUGAAUAAACUGGAGCAGUUUAACGAUUUUCUUCUUCAAGAGUUGACCCAUCUUGAGAAGGAUAUUCAGGCUCUGAAUCACCUUGAGAAGGAUGUUCUGGAAUUUUGGGGGAAACAGGCUGAUGAGCUGGAAUCAUUCUGCGAUCUGCAAAUGCUGAGCCUCUGGGUGCGCGCAGUCCGGGACCCGCGGCGCGCGCCGAACAAGGACCAGCGGCGGGAGCCAACCGCGUCUUCCCGGCCCCUCCACGAUGUCCGAGGCCGAGCAGCCCGAGAGGGUGGCAGCCACGCGGCGGUGGAGAAUCACGUGAGGGUGAGCAGCUCCGGGCUGGGGCGAUGGGCCCCUGUUGCCCUCAGCCAGGGCGCCCUCGUUCCUGAGGACGUGGGCUUCGUGAGGGGGACGGGCUGCGCGUUUCCCCCGCGUCACUCCCCUGCCCCUUAA
Molossus molossus (Pallas's mastiff bat) is the source of this 3003-nucleotide messenger RNA. It is a transcript of the gene SYCP2L, whose product is annotated as synaptonemal complex protein 2 like. The transcript has 31 exons. The record is from RefSeq and is a predicted model, not a curated record. Bases 1 to 3003 code for a protein of 1000 amino acids. NCBI's taxonomy places the organism in Eukaryota, Metazoa, Chordata, Mammalia, Chiroptera, Molossidae.